UUUGAAUAGGUCUUGUAGAAAGAAGAUGGCUGCUACCUCAACAAUAUUAUUGAAAGUUCUGCUUGGCACCAUCCUGUUAAUAUCUUUUGUAGAUGCCAUUGCCUUGGGUAACCGUGAACCGUGGAACCUCUGGAGUUACGGGGGACGAGAACUGAAGAAACGUUCUACAGAAGUAGAAGUAGAAAAGGAGCUGACUGAGCUGGAGGUGAGAGGAAAGAAGAAGAAUAAACCAUUGUUGUCAAUACAAACCCAGGACGGUGGCAUGAUUUACGCUACUAACACCAGGAAGGUGGAUGUUACUGAUGCUGUUGCUCUGGAUGUGAUCUGUGGGAGGUGGGAGGUGUGUUCUAAAAUGGCGGAUGGUGAGAACUCCUGUAUUGACAUUGACUCUAUCUGUCCGUGCAGAAAAGAGGGCUCCACCAUGCAACCCACACCAAUCAACAAAGUCAAGCUCAUUAAAAAGAGGGAUUGCGAUUAAGAUGACAUUUAGAUUUAGAAGAAGAUCGUGGAUCUUGUAUUUUGUAGAAUGACCUUACUUUUUUCUGGAUAUUAUGCUGAUCUGUUAUCUUUUCUUAAAUUUUCUUAAAUUUGACUCCUUUAAAAAUUGAAUUACUUUAAUUUGUCAUGCAAAACCAUAUAAUGUUCACGAUAUUUCUUCAAAUUGCAUCCAAUCAUGA
Molecule: messenger RNA, 677 nt
Organism: Bolinopsis microptera
Lineage: Eukaryota; Metazoa; Ctenophora; Tentaculata; Lobata; Bolinopsidae
Exons: 4
Coding region: 26-478 (150 amino acids)
Source: RefSeq, a predicted model, not a curated record